Hibiscus syriacus is the source of this 1075-nucleotide messenger RNA. Its product is annotated as probable 2-carboxy-D-arabinitol-1-phosphatase. The record is from RefSeq and is a predicted model, not a curated record. The transcript has 8 exons. Bases 1 to 753 code for a protein of 250 amino acids. Lineage: Eukaryota; Viridiplantae; Streptophyta; Magnoliopsida; Malvales; Malvaceae. Gene Ontology annotation, molecular function: phosphatase activity.
AUGUGUGAAGAAGGGGAGAGCCCUGGGUUGGAGUUAUCGAAGAAAAACGUUGCCCAAGUAGCAACAAUAGAGAGGCAUGUAUUUGCUGUGGAGCAACUUUGGUACAAGAUUGUUUGUGAAGCUCUGUCCUUAACCAUCCCUUUCUUCUCAAAUAUAGCCUCCAAAAAGGAUGUUAAAUUAGCUGGUAAAAGCUAUAGUCUUUGUCGUUGGAGUCCUAGGAUUCGAUGCUCGAGUUCUAGUGCAGAGGGCCCCGUAACUGCUGAUAAGCUUGAGAAUGAUUAUUCCUUGACUGGUACUGCUUAUUAUUUUGAGAGAGCUACCAUAUCACUUACUUGUGGGUUUUUAUCGUCCCCAAAGAAGGUAACUCUUGUAAGGCAUGGCCUCAGCUCUUGGAAUGAAGAGGGUAGAGUUCAGGGAAGCUCAAACUUAUCUGUUCUAACAGAAGCUGGGAUAAAGCAAGCUGAUAGGUGUAGUCAGGCCCUUGCGAAUAUGCACUUUGAUCAAUGUUUUUCGAGUCCGAUAACACGUGCUAAGACCACUGCCGAAGUGUUAUGGCAAGGCAGGGAAGAGCCACUGGUUUUCCUUGAUUCACUUAAGGAGUGCCAUCUCUUUUACCUUGAAGGCAUGAAAAAUGUGGAUGCUAAAAUGAUAUAUCCAAAGGAGUACACAACAUGGAGAAAGGAUCCGGCGAAUUUCUACGUAAACGGCAUCUACCCUCUUCGGAAACUGUGGACAACAGCUAGAGAAUCUUGAAGGGAAAUCUUGUUCUCGCCGGGAGAAAACUUCUUGGUUGUCACUCAGAAAUCAAUGUUAAGGGCACUGAUCUGCUCAGCUUUAGGGCUUCCCCCUCGAGAGGUUUAGGUCGAUUGAUGUGAGCAAUGGUGGUUUAUCCACAUUCGUUUUCAACCAAAGAGGGGAAGCAAUGCUCCAGUCUUUGAAUACGACUUCUCAUAUGUAUAGCGAUCACGUGUAUCUUGCUUGAAUCUGUCUGAAUCAAUAGCCGUUGAGACUGGGAAACAAGACAAUUUUUUAGUUCUUGUUGAGUUCAUAUGAACAUAUGUUAUGGCAUUACAUA